CCGUAGUGCCGGUGGAGGGUCGUGGCAUCGGGUGCCAUGCCCAAGAACGGCGCCUCCCGUGUCGCUUGGUCGUGGUGACUACGAAACAAGGUCGUUCUCAGUCGUCCCGAGGGCUUAGCCAGCCUCAGGUAGUCGUGGUGACCUGGCCUAACCCGAGUGGUUAGGGUCUCGGACUCUGUGGUCAGCCGCGUGACCUCCUGCGCGAAUUCGGAUGACCUGAAAUGAUUCUACUUGAUGUUUUCGAUUUCUCUCUUCGGUCUUUGGCUAACUGAGCCCCAAAUAGAGUGGACUGACUCUGAACGGAAGGCCCGUGCGAAGUGAAAUGCACGUCUAGAUAUAAACGCACGAGAAGACAAAGAGAGUUGAGAAGCAGGACUGAACUAGGAGCAAAGAAACCUCACGAGGUUUUUUUUAGGGAGAGAGAGAGAAGAGAGGAAUAAAAGAGACAGAGAUUAAGAGAGAGAAGGAACACAUAGAUGGGAAAAUAAUAAUAACAGACAAAAGGAAAAAGAGAUAAAGAGAGAAAAAAAACUAAAAACACACAUGUAUUAUGAACAUGUGAUCUCAUAAUUCCUCGACUGUCGACCAAUACGCGUGUACAGUCUUCCAAAAGUGUUGAACUCGAAUCAAUAACCGAUUUUUGUGAAUACGUUACAUCCUGUGUCUGUCUGUAAGCGAGCGACCGCCACUUCGAAGUCUGCAUCGACGGGAAAUCGAACUUCAAGAUUUCUCGAACUUGAAGGGUAUAUAUAUAUUUUUUUGAACGACCGCUCGCGUCUGUAGUUUCAUCCGGAAUAAAAGUUUCUCCAAGACCGCCAAAAUGCCUCAGAAACCCAGAAGAAAGAGAAAGAUGAUUGUCGUAGACGAGCGAGAGCCAGUCGGAGAGCUCCCUCCGCCUUUCCCUCCCCGUAACGUGGAGGUCAAGGAGGACGUGGACAUGCGGAAGUACUAUGACCUCAAGAAGGAGAUUGGAAGGGGAAGAUUCGGCACCGUGUACCUCGUCACGGACAAAACGACCGGCCAGAAAUUCGCCGCCAAGUUCGUCAACACGAAGCGAAACCAAGAUCGAGCCAAUGUCGAGCGCGAAGUCGAGAUCAUGAAGCUUCUGAACGCCGAGCGACCGCACCCUAGACUCAUCCAGCUCUACGAUGCUUUUGACAUGGAUAAAGAGAUGUGUCUGGUGCUCGAGGUUGUGGAUGGCGGCGAACUGUUCGAACGUGUGAUCGACGACGACUUCGUCUUGACGGAGAAAGCUUGUGCCAUAUUCAUGCGUCAGGUUUGCGAGGCAGUUGAGUUUAUUCACUCGAAAAAUAUUCUACAUCUCGAUAUGAAGCCCGAGAACAUCCUGUGCCUGUCUCGCGAGGGAAACCGCAUCAAGAUCUGCGACUUCGGUUUGGCGCGAAAGUACGACCCGCGCAAGAAGCUCCAGGUUCUCUUCGGAACGCCUGAGUUCGUUGCUCCGGAGGUCGUCAAUUUCGAACCCAUUAGCUUCGGAACCGAUAUGUGGAGCGUCGGGGUCAUUUCUUAUGUGCUAUUAUCCGGUCUGUCACCAUUUAUGGGUCACAAUUACGUAGAGACGAUGACAAACGUGACUCACAACAAAUACGACUUUUCGGACGAAGCCUUCAAUUGCGUUUCGGACGACGCCAAGGAUUUCAUCGAGAAGCUUCUGGUGUUAGAUAAAAGUUUGCGGCUGACACCAGCACAGUGCCAACGUCACCCAUGGCUGAAGGCCAAGAAGCAGGUGAAGAGGAAGGAGGAGGAGGAGCUGGAACGGACGAAGAAGAACCUGAAAGAGUUCGUCGAGAGGUGGAACUCGCACCCGAACUCGCCUUACCUCAUCGGGACGCCCUUGACCCAGCUCCCUCCCGAGCUCCAGAGGAUCGCCCGGGAGGAAGGAUGGAGCUCGAGAGCCUCCUUCUCGUCUGUCAUCGUCGCCCCCCCUUCGCCCCCUCCAGGAGAGCUCUCGGACGAUGACGAGGACGACGACGACGACCUCGAUCUUAGCAACAAAGACGAGUUCUCGCACUACACGUUCGAGCAGAGGCAGCCAUCACCAAAACGACUGGCAAGUCAGUUAGAAGUGAAACUCUCGCAGCUGAAGGAAGACAAUGACGGAAGAAAAGAGAAAGAUCAGGACAAAGCAGGCGUGGAAAACGAAAAGAUCAAUAAGAAAGCCAGCGAAACCCUGCCAUCAGAUAAGCACAAGAAGGAUGAUAACGAUAAGCUAUCAGUAUCCAAACCGGAAACGAAGAAGGAAAACCUCGAAAAAGAAAGAUCUAAAACUCCUGAAAUUACGAAGAAAGAAAACGAGAAAAACAAGAAAACGGAGGAGAAGCAGGAAACUGUCGCGAAAUCAAAGGACGGUGAGAAACCGGCCGGCGGGUUGCAGAAAUGUAGCAGUACCGUGUUCCUGGACGACCCUAAGAAGGCCUACCAGGAGUACCAGAAGAUGGUCAACGAAGCAAUCAAGAAGAAGCAGGAGGAGAAGAAAGCUCUUGAGGAGAGAAUCAGGGCAAGGCAAGAGGAGCUGGAGAGAGAGGCUUCUAAAGAUUAUGACUGGAGAAAGACCAAAGACAAGAAGGACACAAGGGAGACCAAGACCUCCGGCACGAACUACCUGAAGACGAAGGAGACCGCUAACGUUGCUGAUGAAAAACGUUCCCGUGGAUCGAAAUCGCCCGUGUCAGUGUACUCGAGCACGAAAGCGACAGACGAACAGCUGGAUGAUCACAAACAAGCCUACGAAGACUACAAGAGAAGGGUUAGUAAGUCGGAGAAAGAUGCAAAGAAGAACGAAGACACAGGGAAAGCGAAGCCAAGAGAACCUCUCAGACGGCCGGAAAUCAUCGCACUUCAGAAUGAGGAGCUGGGAGGAAGCACAGCCAGACAGAGGAAGAAGUCCCUCUCUCGCCUGGACACCGGGGAUUCCCUGUCGGAUCGAAGUUCUCGUGGAUCGACGCCCAAAUCACCGGGAUUGGAUGGCGCCACGUCCCCCAAGUAUGACUUCGAUCUGGAAGCUGGUCGGUCCAGGAGCUCAACGCCCACAAAACAGCUCAAGAAACAGCCCUCGAGAGACGUCCCUCUCCAGGCUAAGAAUGCCGACCAGGAGGAGCGUCCGGGAACACCUGUGAGGCAGAAACCGUCGCGCGAUGUGCCGAUGCCGUACAUCACAGUGGAAGGAGAGGAUAGAUACUCCAGACCGAGAAGGGGUUCCCGGGACAUAACGCCAGACAGCCCCCUUCCACCGCAUCGCAAAAUUUCUGCAGAAGAACGACCGCCAUCUAGGGAGUCGCGUCCUGGAACACCACUGUCACACCGAAGACCCUCUAGAGAUGUCAACAUCAGCAGCGGUCAGCUGGAUCGCCUUGUUCAAGCAAGUGGGUUGGACAGUCCAGAGUUAACAGCAGACCAACCGCAAAUGUGGCCUGAUCUGAUUGUAUGUCCACAAGGUCAAGAUGAUGAAGAGUGUCAGGAUUACAAGGAUUCUUUGGAUGUCCCCAUUGCAACCUUGAUGAAAAGUCCAAGUGGGACACUACGUCAAGUUCCAGAAGUAACGAUUCUGCAGACAGAAAGUAAGAAUCUGGACUCUGAGGGGAAUUCUAGCGACCCAACUUAUGUUCCAAAUAACAAGCUUGUGGCCUGGAUCCUUGAUAUUGGCAACGUUCAGAAUCAGCGCCAGGCUCCCUUCUCCACCUCUGACCGUGUGUCUCAGUGGGAGGGAAAGGAACCCUCGCCCAAACCAGGUGAUAGAUCCCCAAGAGAGAAGUCGCCAAGACUCAGAACCAGAUCGCCUGUUCCAAGUGAUAAACACAGAGACAAAUCUCCUGCACAGCCUCGAACACCCUUCUUGUGUCCGCUGUCACGAGAGCCUUCUUCAGUAAGUCUAAAGAGCUCAGGGUCUUCUGAGAAUGCUUGCAUCCAAACGCCCUGGGGAGAGCUCAAGCGGUCGCCCUCUCGAAGCACACUCUCGAAAUCACCGUCCUUUGAGGUUCCUUCUAACAAGGCAAAGGAUGGCACUGAUCCUGGAAAUGGAGGCUUUGAUGACCACAUGUCUGUUGGAAGUUCAACGAGAUCCCCGUCACCACGUUCGUAUUCAAAGUUCCAUAAACAAGACUCUAUGGAAAUUCCAGAGAGGAAAGACUCCCUUACUUCCCCAAGGUUAACGGGCGAACUGCCUCCAAAACCUCCAGAAAAGGCGCAGAGAAGCUCAAAAGAGGAAAACCUGAACAUCAGAAGCCAAGCCAAGAAGGACGACUGGAAGAGUGCUACCCUGCCUAGACACGCGAAGCUGGCCAAGCAUGGAUCCACAGACAGCCUUAAGAAUUAUUCAACUGAAAAGAGAUCGUCUCUCAUGUCUGUAGAGGAAGGCAACACGGACAGCCUGAAGAGAAAGAGCAAGUUUCCUCCUUCUCCCAACCAGAAGCGGAAAUUGGGCAGCUGCCUCCUUUUCUCGGCUCAGGAUCGAAUAUCACAGUUCGAAAACAAACAGCCGUCAAGCAGGCCUCCCCAGCGGCCAAUCACUCGCACGCGCAGUAGCAUGGUGUUCACCUCAACCGCACAGGAGAAUGGGUUGGAAAACCGAUUAUCCUGUGAUGUGAACAAGAAUGCCCUCACCUCAUCCCUAAACUCGUCUUACACCCCCAGUAAGUCAUGUAAUAACACUCACGUAGAGUUUCUCAGGGGUAGGCUCUUAGGUAAGACUACCAAGACUACAGGACUACCGCCGGGGAUAAUUCAAAAUGUAGAUUCGGUUAAUAACAACAACAAGCGUUUUAGCAUUGGCUAUGCCAGGCGUGACAGUAUAGGGUAUGGAAAUUAUUAAACAGGCCAAACGAGUGGAAAAGAAUGUCACUAGAAACAAGCGGCAUAAUAAAUGCAUUAUGUGACGUCAGUUCUAUGACGCACUAGUGUAAGAUGAAAUCAGCACAUGAGGUGACGUUAAAGGGCCCUGCAAUCACCCUGUGGGUGAGCAGAAUGCAUAAAUCCUGUGUUUUUACGUUAACUUUAAGCAGAAUAAAUUUUGUGAUAUAAUAAAUCGAAAAUUCAGCAGUAAAGACACCGGUGAAUCCAAUCAGUAAGAAAGAAAAAAAUUACCCGAUGCUCAGGUUGAACUAAAGAAGAAUUCGAUAUUCCUCUCACUCCUGAUGUUUCGCGAGUCUGCCUCCUGUAGCUCUUCUGAUUUAUCAACUAUUCUAUAGUCAUCUUGCUUGUUCAAGUAGUUACAGAUAGCCUAGGAGCUUGUGUAGUUCAUUUGCUAUUUCUCCUGCCAACUUCUUAAUUCUCGAUGCUACCGUCUGUAGUGAACGGCAAUUAUAAGUACCGGGUAAAGUCUUGUAGCAAAUUGAGUCCUGUAGCUUAUAAACUAGUAGCAGUAGACUUUGUUGUGCAAUGCAGUCACAGUAUUCUGUAGGCAAUAACCGUAAGUGGUUGUAAUUUGUAAAGUAAAAGAAUUAUAAAUAUUUUUCUCCCUCGGCAUGGUCCGGUUAAAAUUAACUGUUGCGGUGUAAUGUUCUCGCAUUUGUACUGCCGCUUGGUAGUGUAAAUGUAUCAUGUUAGAUGCUUUUAUAUAUAUAUAUAACUUGGUUUUGAUAGAGCUGGACUCUUAUAGAUAUUAGUAUCUCUUUUCUUAUCAUAAUUUUCUGCGGUAUCGCUCCAAGCAAGGAUCGUAUUUUUUUCUAGAUGUUUUCAGGUAUAUUCAAGGAAAUAUACCUGUAGGUAAAGGUAUUUUUUUUCUCAUAGUAUGUCUCAGUAAGUUGUUACAUAAGUAUAUAAUGCGCCCCUAAAGAACUUCUAUACUAAAGUUCCCUCAACUUUUUCUCUUAUUUUUCUCCACUUCAUAUUUUUCCUCCUCUGUAAGGUAGAUGCUUUUGUUGAUGCCUCUUCCCUCAUGUAUUUUUUUCUCUAUUGGUUAGUUCUUGCACAUGCCACUUUCGCCACUUGGAGGUACUUCCCUCCCUGCUAUGCUGUCGAAGUCUGUGGUAUGCAUAUGGAUUAAAGAGUUCAACUGA
This is a messenger RNA of Penaeus chinensis, 6011 nucleotides long. RefSeq names its product serine/arginine repetitive matrix protein 1-like. Gene Ontology annotation, cellular component: nucleus. Gene Ontology annotation, molecular function: ATP binding; protein serine/threonine kinase activity. The coding region runs from base 821 to 4825 and encodes 1334 amino acids. The record is from RefSeq and is a predicted model, not a curated record. Gene Ontology annotation, biological process: intracellular signal transduction; protein phosphorylation; positive regulation of apoptotic process. The transcript has 10 exons. Lineage: Eukaryota; Metazoa; Arthropoda; Malacostraca; Decapoda; Penaeidae.